Molecule: messenger RNA, 1294 nt
Organism: Scomber japonicus (chub mackerel)
Lineage: Eukaryota; Metazoa; Chordata; Actinopteri; Scombriformes; Scombridae
Product: gastrula zinc finger protein XlCGF8.2DB-like
Exons: 1
Coding region: 296-1294 (332 amino acids)
Biological process (GO): regulation of transcription by RNA polymerase II
Molecular function (GO): DNA-binding transcription factor activity; RNA polymerase II cis-regulatory region sequence-specific DNA binding
Source: RefSeq, a predicted model, not a curated record
GCAGCUUCGAGGCCUGGAGGAGGAGGCGGAUAUCCCAAAGUUCGCAUUCACUCCUGAACUUGUGAAGAGUGAAGACGAUGAAGAGAAACCUCAGUCCGCACAGCUUCAUCAAAGACUAACUGAGGAGAACAGAUACUUUGUGGAAGGACAGGACCAUGGAGGAUCAGAACCAGUCAGGUACUCGCUUCCAGAUAGACAUUUACAUCCACAAAAUGAUGUCAAGGCUUCAGACUUUCUGGCGACUGAAGCUGGUGACAGGGGUUGGAAUGAGACCAGAGAUCCUCAGUCAGGUUUUAUGAAAGUCACUAAAGCUGAUAGAGGAUUUAAUACUGGCAAGAAAUCAUUUAGCUGCUCUGAGUGUGGUAAAAUAUUUGGCCGCAAGGAACAUUUGCAGACUCAUGUCAGAAUUCAUACAGGAGAGAGACCCUUCAGCUGUUCUGACUGCGGUAAAACAUUCGGCUGCAAGAGGUCACUGCUGGGCCACAUGGCCAGUCAUACGGGAGAGAAACCAUUUAGCUGCUCUCAGUGUGGGAAAAGAUUUGGUCGCAUGGUAAAUCUAAAGACGCACGAAAGACUUCACACAGGAGAGCGACCGUUCAGCUGCCCGUUCUGUGGUAAAGGUUUUACACAGAAGGUACACAUGACACAACACAUGGCCGUCCACACAGGAGAGAAACAGUUCAGUUGCAGCAUUUGUGACAAAAAGUUCACUUGGCUCUCGGGGUUCAGGAGACACAAGUGUGGCGGUGAGCAGUCGGAGCUUGAUGAAGCUGAGGACCAUUCGGAGGUGGAACCAGGAGAGAAACCAUUUCGCUGCCGUGAGUGUGGUAACAGAUUUAACCACAAGCACAAUCUGAAGGCUCACAUGAGAAUCCACACAGGAGAGAAACCCUUCAGUUGCUCUGUUUGUGGUAAAGGUUUUAUUACGAGUGGAGCUCUGAAGAAACACCUGAGAACUCAUUCGGGAGAGAAACCGUUCAGCUGCCCAGUUUGUGGUAUAAGAUUUACACAAGGAGGGAACUUGAAGCGACACAUGGCACAGCACACUGGAGAAACACGAGAGAAACCGUUCAGCUGCUCAGUUUGCGGUAAAAGCUUUACACAAGUGUCAAAUAUGAAGCGACACAUGACACAACACACUGAGGCUGAAAGGACUCAGCUGCAGGAAGAAGAAAGUGAAGCUGUGAUGAGUUCGGACAUGACAGAGUAUCAGCAGGAAGACUCCAACAGUCUGCUGAUGACUGAAGGACUUCAACUUCACACAAUUUCUGACUUCAAACCACUUGACAACUAA